CAGUAGGAGUCCGGGACGGAAUCCACGGCCCUAGCGGCGCAGCCCCCGGGGCUUUCCUCUCCCGUCGGUGCCGGGCCGGGAGCCAGGGGGCGGGGGGUACCGGUUCCUGGCCACCGCCGGGGCUCCCCCGGGACCCCACCGGCCCGGCUCCCGGCCGCCCUCCCCGCCCGGGCCGCCCUACAUGGAGCUCCGACAGUCCCACACUGGCAGAUUUGAACCGAGGAGGCCGAGCGGCCUGGCGGGGGUUCGCAGCCGCCAUUGGCUGCGGCAGGGCCGUGACUUCAGCGCGGACGGCGCGGGAGGGAGGGCGCGGGAGGAGCCUGGAAGGGGAGUGUCCGGGAGGCUCGCCGCCCAGAAAGCCCGAGCGCCAGAGGGAAGCCGACGCCGGCGCUGACAUGGGCCUCUGGCUCCCGUGCCGGUCGGAGCCCACGGAGGGGACAUCGCAGCUUCGCCGGUGCGGCUCUCGAGUCUCUCAGGACCCAGCCCUAUGAUCUCCUCCUUGUUACCCCCUCCACCCGCCGGACUUCAGAUCUGACCCCUGACCCGCUGCCGCCCUCGGGAGGCCCGCCCCCCAGCAAGAUGCCUAUCCUCAAGCAGCUGGUGUCCAGCUCCGUGCACUCCAAACGCCGCUCCCGCGUGGACCUCACGGCCGAGAUGAUCAGCGCCCCGCUGGGCGACUUCCGGCACACCAUGCACGUGGGCCGGGCGGGGGACGCCUUUGGGGACACCUCCUUCCUCAACAGCAAGGCUGGCGAGCUGGACGGUGAGUCCCUGGAUGAACAGGCCUCCUCCUCGUCCUCCAAACGCAGCCUCCUGUCCCGGAAGUUCCGGGGCAGCAAGCGGUCGCAGUCGGUGACGAGGGGGGACCGGGAGCAGAGGGACAUGCUGGGCUCCCUGCGGGACUCGGCUCUGUUCGUCAAGAACGCCAUGUCCCUGCCCCAGCUGAACGAGAAGGAGGCAGCCGAGAAGGGCUCUGGCAAGCUGCCCAAGAGCCUGUCGUCCAGCCCCGUGAAGAAGGCCAGCGCCGGGGAGGGCGGCCAGGAGGCGGCGGCUGAAGGGGAGCUUGGGCCCCGGAGGAACGGGGCUGCCGCCCCCCACUCCCCGGACCCCCUCCUGGACGAGCAGGCCUUUGGGGACCUGACGGAGCUGCCCAUGGUGCCCAAGGCCGGCUUGGGGCUCAAGCACGCCGAGUCCAUCAUGUCCUUCCACAUUGACCUGGGGCCCUCCAUGCUGGGCGACGUCCUCAGCAUCAUGGACAAGGAGGAGUGGGAACCCGAGGAGGAGGAUGGCGGUUACCAUGACGACGGGGACACUGCACCCAGCGCCUUGCAGGCUCCCCUGGUGGCUGCCGCGGCCCCUCCACGGGCCAGGCAGGAGGGCGCUGUUGGCCCAGACCUGCCCCAGGACGAGGGGUGGGCGGCGGCCCCCAGCCCCGGCUCGGCCCGCAGCGAGGGCAGCCACACCACGCGGGACAGCAGCUCCCUGUCCAGCUGCACCUCGGGUGUCCUGGAUGAGCGCAGCCCGGCCUCCCGGGGCCCCGACAGGGCCCGGGCCCCGCCGACCCGGCAGCCCGACAAGGAGUUCUCCUUCAUGGACGAGGAGGAGGAUGAGGAGAUCCGAGUGUGAGGGGCUCCCGGCGCGGGGCUCCGUCUCCCCCUGCUCCCAGGCCACCACCCCCUUCCCUGUCCAGUCCCAUGCAGGGCAGCCAAGAGCCUGGCAUCGGCCACAGACACUGGACCUCCUGGACGAGAGGUGCUGGCGGGGGGCGUGGGGAGCUGGCGGGGGCUGCAUGGUGCACCCAGCCCUCCUGAGCGCUGCGGGACAGGUGGGUGCCCGCAGCAGGAACCCGCUGUCCUUUUCCUCCACCCCGGCCUCAGAAGGAUGCCAGAUGUCGGCCAAGUCCUGCCUCCUGCAGCGCAGCAGAUCAGCCUGGGGGCGGCCGGGGGCCACGGCUAAGGACUCUUGGCUCACCUUUCCUCUCCUGGCCUUUCUGUUGUGACUGUGUGGCAGGAGGAGGGGUGGUCACAGCCCCGGCCCCUCCGUCCCUCAUCCCCGGCUCCUGCACCACAAGCCUGGAGCCCCUUGGAGCUAAGCCGGACCAGAUGUGUGCACUAAACGCAGCCCCUUCCAGGGGAAGAGAACAGGAUGGGGAACGAAAGGAGGCCCCAGGCUUCUUGAAUUUUCUAGAAGGGGCUCUUCCAGGAUGACACUAGCAACAGGCUGGGCGCUUGCUCGGUCCCCAUUGAUUUGUUUGUUCUUGUCAAGUUUAAAUCCUUCCAGAGCGGUAUCUGGAACAGUGUGACUAGGUCUGCCGCCAGAAGGAAAAUCAGAUCCUUUUAGAAAACCUUUAUACUAAGUGCUUCCAAACUUUAUUUAGAACCUUAUGGGGUGGGUGUCUGUGCGUGUCUGUCCCUUCUCCCACCCCAUAGCUAUUAACAGUUGAAGGCAGCCAGUGUAGAAAAUUUCUGGAAAAGGAUUUUUAAAAAAAUAAUAUAUCAUUCCUAUGGAGGGAUUAAAGCUUUUUUGACUGGAUUACUCCCCCUAUACACACACACACACACACACACACUUCCUCUUCCUUGAGGCCUCCGUACCAGCAGAACCCCCUCCCCCACUUCUGAGGGCCCUGAGGGUAUAGAGUUGCUAGAUUUAGCAACAGACAAAACUAGAAUGCAGAGAUAAAUUAGAAUAUUCGGCAUACAAAGGAUAAUUUUUAGUGUGAGUAUGCCCCCGGGCCAUGUUUGGAACAUACUUAUGCUAAAAAAAAAAAAGAAGAAAAGAUUGGUUCUUCUGAAUUCAAAUUUCACUCUGGUCCUUAUAACCCUGCCCCAGGGGAUUGAGUGGGGGCUUGGGGGUGUGGCCCAGGGUUAAGGGAUGAUGACUUUCCUGCCCUGGGAACAAGCUACCCCACCUUCUCCUGUCCCCUUGUUGCCAGUGUGUGGAGGGGACAGACAGAGGCUGGCAGGGGCCGCUGCUCUAGUCUCCCGCGUUUUGUCAGAUCCUGAUCUGGACACUAACCUAGUUCCCGAUUCUGGUGCCCCGUCGGUGCUGUUUCCAGUAGCGUGGCUCCCACUAGGGGAGGAAUCACAUGGGGCUGUGCAGCCCCUGCCAGCAAAACCCAUCCAGACCCAGUGGUCAGUUCCAGAUUCUAAACUGUGUAUUUUUUUCAUGGUAUUGUUAAAACAGUGAGGAAACAUUAAAAAAAAAAAA
Messenger RNA from Ailuropoda melanoleuca (giant panda), 3210 nucleotides. It is a transcript of the gene CDC42EP4, whose product is annotated as CDC42 effector protein 4. Gene Ontology annotation, cellular component: cytoskeleton; plasma membrane; cytoplasm. The transcript has 2 exons. Lineage: Eukaryota; Metazoa; Chordata; Mammalia; Carnivora; Ursidae. Gene Ontology annotation, biological process: positive regulation of actin filament polymerization; positive regulation of pseudopodium assembly; regulation of cell shape. The record is from RefSeq and is a predicted model, not a curated record. Gene Ontology annotation, molecular function: small GTPase binding. The coding region runs from base 580 to 1626 and encodes 348 amino acids.